Molecule: messenger RNA, 771 nt
Organism: Malania oleifera
Lineage: Eukaryota; Viridiplantae; Streptophyta; Magnoliopsida; Santalales; Ximeniaceae
Exons: 2
Coding region: 36-623 (195 amino acids)
Molecular function (GO): electron transfer activity
Source: RefSeq, a predicted model, not a curated record
UUACAUCUAUAUAAACCCCAGGAGCUCAUCCUUUCAUGGCCACCAUAUCUCACUUCACAGUCAUUUCUAAAUCUACUACUCCAAUCAAAUCCAAAUCCUUCCUUGAGCCAUUUAGGCAGAAGAAAAUGAAGAUGGGCGUUGGGAAUGGACAGAGAUUUAUUGUAACAUUGGCAGUGGUUGCUUCCAUGUUAGCAGCUGUGUGCAUGGGAUCUCGCAAGGCUUGGCCUCCUGUAGAGCCUCUUCAUUCUCCUAGUCCUAGGAAGAUAGUGGUGGGGGGCUCUGAGAAUUGGCACUUUGGCUUUAACUACUCUGACUGGGCUGCUAAAAAUGCCCCCUUUUACCAAAAGGAUACCCUUGUUUUCAAGUAUGAGGCUCCAAACGAAACCGCACAGAUUCGUCCACACAACGUAUAUCAGCUGCCAGACAUCUCGAGCUAUGCCGCAUGUGACCUGAAGAAUGGGAAGCUGGUGGCGAACAUCACGCAGGGAGGAGGGAAUGGGUUUGAGUUUCCAUUGGAAGAGGCAAAGCUCUACAUUUUUGCCUGCGGGGUGGGUAAUGGCAUCCAUUGCAAUGCUGGCUUGAUGAAGUUCUUCGUGUCUGCAUUGCCUACCUCCCAUGACUGAUGAGAUGGAUCUCCUUAAUAAUCUUCACUUGGCUGGGGAAGAUGCAGUGCUACUUGCUUAAUUUUUCAUUCGGCUUGUCUGAUUUGAGAAAGAAUAAUAAUAAUAAUAAUAAUAAUAAUAAGAAAGCUUAAUGCAGUUUUCACUUUCA